Molecule: messenger RNA, 612 nt
Organism: Cooperia oncophora
Lineage: Eukaryota; Metazoa; Nematoda; Chromadorea; Rhabditida; Trichostrongylidae
Source: the annotation of a GenBank genome assembly
AUGAUGAGGCAGUACAAGGUGAAACAGAGGUAUUUGAACAGACUGCUUGAGUCAUUCCAAGACACCACCGUCAGCCCUGAAGCACUGCGACAGCAGGAGGAAGAGGUGCGCGCAGCGUUGGAGGCGGCUGUUCCUCCCGUGUCUCCAGAUCCACACACAAUGCCGCUGUCACGGAGCUCUUCCUUUUACUCUCUACCAGAGUAUGUCAUUGAUGAUGAAGGAAUAUUGAGACCAAGCCCAAUUAUUGGCAGGCAUACAUCGAACAGCGCUCGAAAGGGGACUGAAAAUCGAAAUUCGCCUGGUGUGUCAGGAUGGAGUGCUAAUGACAUCAGUGAAAGCCAACCAAUCUCUGGCGAGAAUCACCUUGUGGAGAUGGAACCUAGAGGUCUAGACGGCGAAAGGCGAACCACACAGAGUAAGCCGACCGCGACCGGAUCCACACAGGAAAACGAAAAGAAGGUAACAAUGAGCCAACCGCUGGAGAACAAGAAAUCUGGCCCCGAGAGCAAACCGCCAGACAAGGAGAACAAGAGCAAUGAGGCUGGCACCGAUAGCAAACCGCCAGACAAGGAGAAGAAGAGCGAUGAUCCUGGAAAGAGUGGCAUACAAUAG